Molecule: messenger RNA, 4953 nt
Organism: Xyrauchen texanus (razorback sucker)
Lineage: Eukaryota; Metazoa; Chordata; Actinopteri; Cypriniformes; Catostomidae
Gene: susd2
Product: sushi domain containing 2
Exons: 15
Coding region: 20-2764 (914 amino acids)
Source: RefSeq, a predicted model, not a curated record
AAAUGUAUAAUAUGCAUAAAUGAUGUGCCAGGAGUUUAAUUUAUUGCCCCUGGCUGGCAAGCUGCAGCGCUUAAUUGUGAAAGAGAGAGAGAGAGAGAGAGAGAGAGAGAGAGAGAGAGAGAGAGUGAGAGAUAGACCUUUGUCACAAUGUCAUGACUGUGAACCGCACGUUUGCCUGUUGUUGCAUACCACGCCAGAAGUUGCUAUUAAAAACAGCUCAAUUCAUUCCAGCCAGAUACAAUGUUGUGCAAAUCUAAGGACAAAAUCCCACUCUUUAUUUUCACAGUGCUGUUGCUUCAGCUUAUAUCCAGGACUGCUGUGCAGCAAUGUGUUCUUUCUCCUUGUCUCAGCGCAGUCAUGUGCCAGGAGCUGCGGUGAGAAGUUUAACACAUGCUCCUGUCAUGCAGCAUGUGAAUCUCUGGAGGAAUGCUGCGCAGAUUAUAAACAGUUUUGCCUUGACAUUGAACCACACUCCGGAUCUUUACUGGGAGGAACUGACUUUAAAAUUCUUAACGUCACAUUUGAGCAAAACAUUAACCUCACUUGUAGGUUCAAGUCAGAGAUUUUGACCGAGGGCUACGUGGAUGUGAACGGCGAGGGUCACUGUAUCUCUCCUAUGCUGUAUGAGUCGGGCUGGAUCCCUUUUGAUGUCACUACAGAUGGAGUCAACUAUGACAGAGCAGGGAGAUGGCUCUCAGUCCAUCACAGUAAGCUGGGCCCUGCUUACAAGAUAAUUCUGGGCAACGCCACACAGUGGCAGUACUAUGGCACUCCUAACGUCAGCGGGGAUUUACAGAUGUUAUGGAAGCCAUCUCUAAUAAAAGCAGAGAGAUUGAACAUCGAGCUGUGGGGUUACAAUGAGACUGGAGAGGCAUAUUCUGAUAACUGGAAGGCAGAGUGGAAGUAUCUGUACACUGUGGGCAGAGAUGUACUCAACAGUGGCGUUUUCAGUUUCACCCCAAUGCCCACAGAAAAGCCUUACUCACUCUGGGACUUGGGAAGCAUGCGGGUCAGCCCGAGCACCAAACCAGAUGGAGCUCAGGAUGUUAAUGCCAUGUGGAGUGAAGCACAGGCAUUGGCCUGGCAUCUAGAGGAGGCGUUCCGAAAGGACUCAGAAAGCUGGGCCCAGUUUAAGUGUCUCAUUUGGGAUAAAGAGGAGAAAGCAUUGCCCAGCUUCCAGACGGAGAUCAUUGAUUGCCCCUGCACGCUGGCCCAGGCUCGCGCUGACACUGGAAGAUUCCAUACUGAUUAUGGAUGUGAUAUGGAUGCAGGCAGUUUCUGCAUCUACCAUCCAGGUGCCAUCCACUGUGUCAGAGCCAUACAGGGCAGUCCUCAGUAUGGUGCCGGUCAGCAGUGUUGUUAUGACCGCACUGGAGCUCAAGUGCUAACAGGGGACUCUAUUGGUGGCAGCACACCAGAUCGAGGGCAUGACUGGGGGUCGCCACCGUACAAAAAUCCCCCUAGAGUUCCAGGAUUCUCACACUGGAAGUAUGACGUGAUCAGUUUCUACUACUGCUGCCUGUGGUCAGAUAACUGUGAGUACUACUUCACUCACCGACCAUCCAGCGACUGCAGAAUGUAUCGUCCUCCUAGAGCAGCUGCUGUUCUCGGUGACCCCCACUUCAUGACUUUUGAUGACGUGACUUUCACUUUCAAUGGGAAAGGAGAGUACCAUCUUGUGCAGUCCUCAAUCUAUCAGCUGUCUGUGCAAGGCAGGACUGAGCCAAUGAAAUUCGAGAAUGGUUCUCUUGCUAUGGCAACCCGGCUCUGUUCAGUCGCCAUGAGAGAGAAAGACUCUGAUAUCAUUGAGGUGCGUCUUGCAGACCAAUCCGAUCAUCUACAGGUGUUAAUGAACCAAGAGGUGCUUUCUUUCUCUGAGCAAAAAUGGAUAGACCUAAAAGGUGUUUUUAUUUUUUCCCCUAAACCUGCUAAUGUGACUGUGAUGUUUCCGUCGGGGGCAGGAGUAGAGGUCAGGGGAGUUGGAGGGGUCAUGAGUCUUACCGUUCUACUGCCCCAAGACUUUCACAACAACACUCAAGGGCUGCUUGGUAUAAUGAAUGAUGACCCUGAAGAUGAUUUCACCUCUAGUAAUGGUGUGAUCAUUCCUCCAAACAGCAGUGCACAGGACAUAUUCACCUAUAGUGCUGGCUGGGCCAUUACGAAUGAAACUUCACUGUUUACAUAUGACUCAUCGCACCUCCUUAAUGAAUAUUAUUAUGCGCCGAAGCAUGAUCCAUCUUUUAUCCCAAACUUUUCUGUGACUGAGGACCCAGAGGAUCCAUUGCUGGAGGCAACGUUGAAGAUGUGUUCAGGAGAGGGGGAGCAGUUCUGUAAAUAUGAUUCGCUGAGUAUGCGUAGUCUGGAACAAGGUAAUAGCACACUGCUGUUGUACCGGAGUCACACAUCCGCCAAGAAAGCUCUGAAACUUGUGCAGUCGUGUGGCUGGUUAUCUCCACCUUACCAUGGUCAGAAGGAAGGAACCUUUUACCUAGAGAACGCGACUGUCAAGUUCACAUGUAACAAUGGUUACCAUCUCUAUGGGUCCCAAGAACGCACCUGUCAGGGGGACGGCAUGUGGUCUGGACAGGAUACACACUGUGUGAAGGAUAAUACUCUGGCCAUCAUUCUGGGCAGUAUUGGUGCUGUGUUGGCUGUGGUUGUCAUGGUGAUGGCAAUCGUCAUUCACACAAGGAAUCAGAAGAGAAAGACAAUAAGACAGCAUGAAGACAAGGUGAUCUAUCAGCAACACGCUUCAAACCUAUGAUGUUCAUAACGUUUAGCUUAUGUAGAACAAAUGAAGAUCCUUAUACUUUUGUAAAUAGAUUUAAUUAGAAAAGUAUCAGAAUAAGCUUUAAUCUGAAGUUUUAAAUUGCAUACUUAUUGACUGUAGACAAUUGUUUAGCUCUUCCUAGAACACCAGCUGACAUUGCUGCUAAUGUCAUAUUCUCUGCAUUUCACUAUAAUUAUUAUAUUUUUGAAGGUAUGAUAGUAACAGCAUAUCAGAAACAAUCGCUCGGUUCCAAAAUCUAGAGCUGCCUACCUUGACAGCAUUUGAAGACAUCAUAGGGACACUCCUUUCUAGGGGUUGGCGAUAUACCGCUAAAAAAAUGUCAACAGGUAAACAUGUUCGAGUAUUGUCUCUAUUGCAGUUAUGCAAAAUGCUGCAUCAUGGUAGGGAAUGUGUAUUCCAAUUAGAGGGUGUGCUACAAAUAAUAAUUAUAAUCAUUAUUUAAUUGUUAUGCAUCAUUAGUUACGUUUGCCUUAUUUUGCAUUAAAAUGUGCCUUUUUCCACGCUGCCUUAGAUGAGACGCCCAUAAAGCAUGCAGGCAGAGCGAGCGAGAUAGAAAGUGGAGACACGUAAAGAUGGUUACAAUGAAAACGAAUCGUUCUAUUUCAUGCCCUCUAAAUGGUUUUCUUUCCUGAUUUUUUAUUUUUUUAAUUUUAUUUUUAAUUUGUCAAAAUAACGGUGUGGCAUGGGGACGUGGUCAUGUGUUGUUCUGUGGGAGAGAGAGAGAGAGAGAGAGACAGGUGUUAGGUUUAAUUAUGAACCAGGUGAUAAGUCUUUCCGCUCUCUCUCUCCUGCAGACCGACACAUGACCACGUCCCCACGCCACAAACAAACAGCAUUUUGCAACUGGUAGAAUGUGGUGCUUGCAACAUCAAGAUCAUGGGUUCGAUUCCAAGGUAACACACGCAAACUGAUCAAUUGUAUACAUUGAAUGUGCUGUAAGUCGCUUUGGAUAAAAGCGUCUGCCAAAUGCAUGAAUGUAAAUAAAAUAUUGGAAUAUACAUUUUUGCCUAUAUCGCCCAUGCAUGCUCCUAACACAUAGUCCAUCCCAAAAGGUAGGCAACAAAAUGAUGUUGCCUUCUAAGAUACUUCAUUGGCCAAAUUCUUGGGCAGCUUUACAGAAUGCAAUCCUAAAAUUAAUUCAUUCUAGAUGGCAGAUGGACUUGAAAUGUUGACUAUAAAUAUGCUUAAAAUUCAGUCAAACCUGAAAAUUGUUGAUGAAAAUGGUUCAAUAAUUUACUUAUUAUUUAUGUUAUGCCCUUUAUGCUUUUUACUGUGCCAUUACCUUAGCAAAAUGCUAACAUCAAUAAAUGGAAUCAAUUGUAAGUUGAGUCUCCCAUGAACUUGGAGAGUUACUGCCUUUGUAGAUGGUUCCAAAUCGGUCACUUAUAUUCCAUGGCCAUUAAGAUGCUACCUCUGAAGGCAGCUCACUAGUAAUGGAAACAGAGCUUUCUGAAAUUUUGUAGGUUUUCAUACACCAAUACUAGAGAAAAUUAUUGUUAGUCUAUUCUACAUUUUGUUUCAGCCAUUUAGCUAAAUUAGUUUUGAAUCACUAGCCUCAAACUGCUCAUUUUGUCUAGUUUUAAAUUCUAAAGAAACACCAUCAAAACAAGGGGGUAAGAGAAGCUGGGUUGAGAUCAGAGUUAAAGGGCAAACAUCCACUGAAAACGUAACCAUGUUCUCCUCAAAGCUAUUCAAAGGUCCCGAUGCAGAGCUUGCACUGGAUAAAAUGUUCCUUUGGAAAACAAACAUAAGGAAUGGAAUGGGAAACAGAAGGUACAUAAGGCCUAUGUCCUGAUGACUCUGAAUGAUACAGCUGGCAGUCAGUAUGUGUGGCCGCUGCUCACCCCAAUUAAAAUUAUUUGGACCACUUGAUGAGAAGUGCUUCCACCAUGUGUGUGUGUGUCAUUUGAACUGCUUUCCCGCUUACAGAUGUUCAACGUGUCCUUUGCCAAACACUGAGUUGAUAAAGUUGCAUAAUGUGAAAACACAUAACCAUUGCAGAGCUCUACACUGCCAAGGUCCCUACAAUGGAUGUGCAAAUCUACAUAUUUGAAAAUCAACUAGUUGCUGGGUAGACUUAAUGACUGUUUCACUAAUCAGUCUUAAAGAAGCCCUGUAUACUAACUAGGUUAGUUACAAGUUCACCUGACACAGAUGGGGUU